Messenger RNA from Aureobasidium pullulans EXF-150, 1035 nucleotides. RefSeq lists its product as uncharacterized. Lineage: Eukaryota; Fungi; Ascomycota; Dothideomycetes; Dothideales; Saccotheciaceae. The record is from RefSeq and is a predicted model, not a curated record. The transcript has 2 exons. Bases 33 to 899 code for a protein of 288 amino acids.
CUUAAAUUUGACUUCUUUGAAUAACUACAAUCAUGAUCAAUCAAGCUUUGCUUUUGCUCUGGACCUUUGCUUUCUCAUCGGCCAGGGCACUACUAUCUGAUGGUGUCUUCGGGGCUGGCCCAUGGAACGCUUCCUACGCUCAGGAGGGCAAUAGAAACCCCAAUGCCACCAAGUCGGUCCCUUUCCAACUGGGCGCGCAGAACUAUACCUUCCAAGUCAAUGUGGCCGAACUUCAACCAACUGGCUCUAUCGCAAAGGAUGCCGAGAACCCACGUGUCGCUGCUUCUUUCUACAACAUGCUUUGGGAUGGGGACUACAGUCUGAAUGAUACUCUCAGAAACGCCUUUUCCUUCGGUCAAAAUACUGUACCAAGACUUUGUGUGACCGUUGCGAAUGGCGCAUCGACACUAUCGGCGACAAACGGGUACAGAGAUGAGGAUGACGGCGAUUGUUCUCACGCGCUUGGAAACCGGUGUAUGAAGGACCUUGCGAACGUGACAUCUACCCAGCUGUCUGGCUCUUGUACAGGAGCGUGGAUGCCAAAAAGCUGCACAUCAAGGUUGGGAACUGGUGGUCUCUUGAGCCACAAUCUUGUGGGCCGUCUAUCAACAAACGAUACAACCGACCCUCUAUUCCAGGAAUCCCCGCUUGGUUUUGGGUGGUAUCAAUCUCCAGUCCAUUCGGCUGGCAAUUCUAGCUACUAUCAGCGCGAGGCUGACCGUCUACAUGCGGUCUUUUUCCAUGGCAACAAUGGAGAGAUUAUCUCGAUUUGCAGUCGUGUCAACACCACUUGGCUCAAGAAAGCCAGCAACGCGGUCACCAGUGGGGCAAGCAGCUUCGAAAGAUCUUCCCACUUCUCCGUGCUAUUAGCUUUGACUGUGGUCGCGUUCGUAUUCUGAAGUAUAUACAGAUGUAGCAGAUACUUAUUACUUCCUCUUGCCGUACAAUUACCACUACCCACCUCUGGGCUCGCUGACAGAUACGCUAUCACUGGAAGUUGCCUUCACUGAGAAGGGUAUCCUGCAUUUCUACAGU